Molecule: messenger RNA, 1539 nt
Organism: Nelumbo nucifera (sacred lotus)
Lineage: Eukaryota; Viridiplantae; Streptophyta; Magnoliopsida; Proteales; Nelumbonaceae
Product: exopolygalacturonase-like
Biological process (GO): carbohydrate metabolic process
Molecular function (GO): polygalacturonase activity
Source: RefSeq, a predicted model, not a curated record
GUCAGCAACCAUCUACAGACAGAAUUGUUAUUAUUGAUAUUAAUUGAGAAACCAGAAGAAGAACAUGAGGGUUAAGAUCGAGUUUUGUUUGUUGUUGUUGUGUUUGUUUGUGUUGAAUGAAAUCGUUUCAGGAGGAAAAGUAUCGCCACCCCGUACAAGAAGAACCAAAUCAUCUGACGGAAACGGCCGCCCAGUCCGCACCUUGACUGCGAAUGAGAGCUCCAGCGGCACCUUCAAUGUGAUAAGCUAUGGCGCCAAAGGAGACGGAAAACAUGACGAUAGUCAGGCAUUCGCAGAAGCAUGGAAGGCAGCCUGCGGAGCCUCAGGUACGGUGACGCUUGAGAUCCCCAAAGCGACGUACCUGGUCGGUCCUGUUAAGUUUUCGGGGCCCUGCACUAAUGUAAAAUCCAUCACCGUCGACAUGAAGGGUUAUUUGAAGGCCACAACGGACCUGAAAAUGUAUGGAAAAACGGAUGAUUGGAUAGAAUUUGGAUGGGUGGAUGGGUUAACUUUGACGGGAGAUGGGACUUUUGAUGGCCAAGGAGCUGAAUCGUGGUCCUUCAAUAAAUGCCCCGUCACCAAAAAUUGCCAAGUUCUUCCUACGAAUGUGAAAUUUGUUGCGAUGACGAACACGGUUGUGAGAGGCAUAACGUCAUUGAAUAGCAAGUUCUUCCACAUGGGAUUGAUUGAUUGCAAGAACUUCGUGGGGAGUGAGAUCAGGAUCUCGGCCCCAGAAAACAGUCCCAACACUGAUGGGAUUCACAUUGAGCGUUGCACCGGUGUCGAAAUAUAUCAUUCAUCCAUCGGAACCGGAGACGAUUGCAUCUCCAUCGGACAUGGCAAUUCUCAAGUCACUAUCAGUGGUGUGACUUGCGGCCCUGGUCAUGGCAUCAGUAUUGGAAGCUUGGGAAGAUACCAGAACGAAGGAGACGUAACAGGAGUUACAGUGAGAGACUGCACCAUCAGCGGCACAACGAAUGGCGUCAGAAUCAAGACAUGGGAAAAUUCACCCAGUUCAACCGUUGCCUCCAACAUGACGUUCCAAGACAUUGUGGUUAAUAAUGUGGCCAACCCCAUCAUAAUCGAUCAGACAUAUUGUCCCUAUGUUUCUUGUUCUUCCACGGCACCAUCUCGGGUGAAGCUGCAGGACUUGCAUUUCAAGAACAUCAGAGGAACGUCGUCGUCUCCUGUGGCAGUGAUGCUGGAAUGCAGCAAAGGAGUACCGUGCCAGAAUGUGAACCUUCACGACGUUCACAUAGAGCUCAUGACGGGUGGAACCGCCAAAUCCAGCUGCCAAAACAUCAAAGCAACAUACAGUGGCACCCAGAUUCCUGCGCCAUGCCCUGUUUAGGCUUCUUCUUCAAUUCACAUGCACACUGCACUAGUUGCUACUUUUAACCAAUAAACUUUGGUAACCAGUGUCUGUGUGUUCUUACUUCCCAUUCACAUUUUGGGUUGGCCCGACGGAUAGUCUUGUAGUAACUUUAGCCUUACCAUUGACAUUUAAGGAUUAAUUUAGUAUUGAGCUGCCUCCUUUUU